AUUCAUAUGGGUUCAGCAUGUAUUAAAAAGCAACCACAUCAAUAACGAUAAUAAUAACAACGACAAAUAUAAUCUCGAUAAUCAUAAAGUACAAAUGUGUCAUGCCAUUAAAACACAUAACGUCGAGCCUCAGAAUCCCAAUAAGUUUAAUAACAAACAAAUUAGAUCCAAAUCAAAGAAAAUUAAUCAAAGCCUUAAAUAAAUAGUGGAGUAAAGGUUUUAACUAAUUUAGUUCACUUCCCCAAGAUCUGAUUUAAAUGAUAGAUCAAUGCUUAGUAAAAAUGAAUUAACAAAAGUUGAACCAUUAAAACAUCGCUUUCUUUAAUAAGAGUCAGAUAGUUAUCUUUUUAAAAAUAAUGAUGCCCCAGAUUCAGAUAUAGCAAUAUAAGUGAAGGAACCAGAUAUAACAAAUUUAAAUGUCAUUAAAAUAUUGAAAUCUCUUCCUCCUUUUUAGUAUGAUCCUGAAUUGAAUAAAAAAUUCAAUGAUUGUAUAUCUUUACCACCUCAUGUAAUUAUUAUAUCAAUCUAAAUUAGUAAUUCAUUAGUACUGGAAUAAUAUAUGUAGGACAAUGGAGAAAUAAAUAAAAAUAAGGCAAAGGUCGUUAAUAUUGGCCAGAUGGAACUUAUUAUGAAGGAUAUUGGUAGAAUCAUGGAGCUAAUGGUAGAGGAAGAUUAAUACGUUGUGAUGGUUCAUAUUAUGUAUUGAUUAAUAAUACAUUAAUUUAAGGAAGGAGAUUGGCUUGAUGAUUUAUAAUGUGGAUUUGGUAAAAAUGUAGAUACUGAUGGUAAUAUAUAUGUAGGAGAAUGGAAAGAUGAUGAAAAAGAUGGAAAUGGUACAGAAAAUUGGGUAUCUGGAGAUAUAUAUACAGGUUAAUAUUAAAGUGGUAUGAAACAUGGUUAAGGAAAAUAUAUAUGGUCUAAUGGGAAUUCUUAUGAAGGUAGUUAUUCUAAAGAUUUUAUUGAUGGAUUCGGCACUUAUAAAUGGCCAGAUGGUUAAAUCUAUACUGGAGAAUGGAUUAAAAAUUAAAUGUAUGGUAAAGGUACCUUUUAUUGGGCUAAUGGUAAUAAAUAUGUUGGAGAUUAUAAAGAGGAUAAAAAAGAAGGUUAUGGAAUCUUUUCAUUUGCGGAUGGAAAAACCUAUAAAGGAGGAUGGCAUAAUGGAAGAUAACAUGGAAAAGGAGUCUUAAUAGAAGCAGAUGGAACUGAAAUUAUUGGAGUUUGGGAAAAAGGAAAAUUAGUUUCAUAAGAAUGA
This is a messenger RNA of Paramecium sonneborni, 1252 nucleotides long. NCBI's taxonomy places the organism in Eukaryota, Ciliophora, Oligohymenophorea, Peniculida, Parameciidae. The record is from the annotation of a GenBank genome assembly.